This is a messenger RNA of Caenorhabditis angaria, 2674 nucleotides long. Lineage: Eukaryota; Metazoa; Nematoda; Chromadorea; Rhabditida; Rhabditidae. The record is from the annotation of a GenBank genome assembly.
AUGAAAUUUUUUCUAGUCUUUCUGAUUUCAUCACUGGAUUUCUGUUCCGCUUCAGAUGGUUCCGAAGCUGUUAAAAAUCUAUUGGAUGGACUCAAGGAGACCUAUAAAGAUCAGGGUAUCGAUGGGGUUUUGCAAUAUUUGAGCAGUGAUUUUAAGAUGAAAGGAGAGAAGAAUCGAAAAAUCACCAAAGAAUAUGCGGAAAAACAACUAAAACACAAUUCCUUCAAAUCUGAAUCUCCUCAAAAAUUGCCAUUUUCUAUUCCAAGUCUAAUUAAAUACGUGUCAAGUGCACGACUUGAAAAAGACAUGACUCUUGUGAUUGGCACAAAGAAUGGAUAUACAUUGUAUGCCAAGCCUAAUCCAUUGGUUCGUGGUGGAUACACGUUUUAUUCGGCGAAGCUCAGCACUUGACUCUGUAGACUGACUGUACAAAUUGAAGAAGUGUGAAUACAGCGAAUGAACGCUGUACCUACACUUUUUUCCCGAAAAUCGUAGGUUCAUUUUAUCUUCAGCGUAGCUACGAAAAAAAUCAAAUUCGUAGCUACGCAGAUGAUAAAUCGUUAUUACGCACACCUUAUGGGGUGAGUCAAUCGAAUUAAUCGACAUAAAAAAGUGAGUCUUUUAGGGCGAUUAAUUUCACGUUUUUGUCAAUUAAUCGCAUUUUUUUAGAAAUGAAUGCGAUUAAUUGACAAAAACGUGAAAUUAAUCGCCCUAAAAGACUCACUUUUUUAUGUCGAUUAAUUCGAUUGACUCACCCCAUUAAAUUCUGACGAGAGCUGCCAAGCGUCACACAAUCAGAGAUGAAAACGUAGAUACAGCGUAUCUACGCUGUAGCUACACAAUUCGCGGACAGAAAUUAAGUGAAGUGACCGCUCUAUAAAUAUUAUUUUUGAACUCAGGAAUUUUUUUGUACCCGAUCAGCACGUUUUUUGAAUUUGUACGCGUUCAGUUCCUAUCGAGUACGCGUUCAAACUGACGCGAGUCCACGUUCAGUCUUUUGGGCUGCAUGGCUCGAAAAUGGCAUGUUUGAGUAGAUGUUCUGAACCCGUACACACAUAAAAUAAUUUCGUACCAGUUCAGUCGGUUAUAGCACGCGACACACUUUUGUGCUGUGCUGGUUCAGUACUUUUUGAAGAGCACGGUGGUCUCGACACGAAUUAAAGGUUCAGCCAAACUCCAGGAGAAUUUCUCAUUUUUUGUUUUCGAAAAUUUUGGGCCGUUUUUGUUUUUCAUUGAUUUUUUCCAAGAAUUCAGCGACGUUUCAAUAUGAUUUUUUCAAAAUUAAUUCAAGAAAAGUUAUGCUUAUUGCUUCAUGUUAAAUUCUUCUUAUUUUGAUAUAUAUCAGCCUUGAUACUCACAAAAUUCGUUUUUUAGAGAUGUUAUUCUUACGUUUCUUUGGGAUCUUUCAAAUUUUAAGUUCAAUUUUACGAAAUUUCAGAGCAAGGAUGAUUCUCUCAACUACAACGACUACAAAGCCACUUUCGAAGCACGGUUGGAAAUGAGGAAAAUUAGGAAAGGUAAGCCCAUUUUCAAAAUUUAUUGCUAAAAAAGUUUUUUUGUUUUCUGUGCAAAUGUUGGAAAAUUUUUUUUCCAAGUAAAUAAUCCCAAAUUUGCAAAUGAUCGUUCUUCAAAAAAGUUGUACAUUUUAAUAACUUAUCUACAGUCCAGGUUUCUGAUUGUGCAAACUAGAUUUGAGAGAAAAACGUUUGGGACUUUUUAACUAAAAUCUUGAGAAACAAUUUGGAACAAAGUUGAUAAGAAUAUUUUGAAUCCCGAAUUCAUAAAUUUCCCACCACUGUUUCAUAUUUUAACUGCAGAUUUGAACAUAACUUUCUUUUUUUUUCAAAAUUUGAACCUACCAAAAUAUUAUCUGAACUUUCUGGGACAUUUUAUAGAAAGCAUCUUAUGUUUUCUGAUGAUAAUUAUGUAAUUAUGAUUGAUAAAUCCAAUUUCGAAUUUGAAUUUUUAAACGAAGUUUUCUUUCAGUGCGCCGACUACAACACUAUCUUCAUGGGUCAACUAAUCAGCAACAAUGUCACUCAGUCAACAAAUGCCGACCCAUCAAGAAUCGACACAGCCGAUCCACGAAGUCGACCCAUCAGGAAUCUACAGAUUUUAAAAUAAUUUACUUUUUUGUCAUAUUAGUUGUUCAAUAAAUUAUUUUGUUUCUACAAAGUGUACGUGUUCAGUACAAAUUUUGCUCGCUAACACAGGGUGUAAAAGACUACCAUUGAAAAAUUACGUACUUUGCGAGCUACCGUAAUCGAGACGGAAGCGGGAAACAAAAAAUUCAAAUGUUGCAAGCGCCGCACAUGAUUUUGCAAGUGCGGCACACAUUUGUGUUUCAUCAUUUUUUUUUGUGUUUUCCCCCUUUUCAAAGAUUUUCAGCAUUUCCAGUGAAAUUAAUCAUUUUAAUUCAGAAAAAAACAAUUGGAGGAGUUGCGGUACCCUUGUGAAAGUCAACGAGAAAUGGUUGGUGCUGGAAUUGAAGCGUGCUGGUCAAUUAAUCAACGAUUGAACAAGGUCCUGUUUUUAUAUGUAUUUUUCUGCAAAAAAAUGCCGUAGUCGUUAUUUGAUUUUUCAGAGAAUUGUUGGAAGUCAAUGCGCAACAUUUUGCAACAACCGGAUGUAUUAUUUGUAUACGUAUGAGAUGGAUUCUGGACGAUUGGAAUGA